AUGAGGAAGAUGAGGACCCUCCUUCGCUUUGUGCAUUGCUGCUGCUGCUGCUUCUUGCUCCUCCUGCCUCCGCCGCUCUGGGUCAGCCUGGCAGCCGCUAAGCAGCUCCUGAAGUACCGGUUGGCAGAGGAGGGACCCGCCGACAUCCGCAUCGGCAACGUGGCUUCCGACCUGGGGAUCGUAACGGGCUCCGGAGAGGUGACAUUCAGCCUGGAGUCGGGCUCCGACUAUCUCAAGAUCGAUAACAUGACCGGGGAGCUGAGCACCACAGAGCGGCGCAUCGACCGCGAAAAGCUGCCGCAGUGCCAGAUGAUCUUCGACGAGAACGAGUGCUUCUUGGACUUCGAGGUGUCGGUCAUCGGCCCCUCGCAGAGCUGGGUGGACCUCUUCGAGGGCCGGGUCAUCAUCCUGGACAUCAACGACAACACCCCCACCUUCCCUUCCCCCGUCCUCACGCUCACCGUGGAGGAGAACCGGCCCGUGGGGACCCUCUACCUCCUGCCCACCGCCACCGACAGGGACUUCGGCCGCAACGGCAUCGAGCGCUACGAGCUGCUGCAGGAGCCCGGCGGGGACGGCGGCCGGCGAGGCGGCGGGGGCGGCUCGGCCGCGGCGGCCCCCGAGAGCGCCCCCUACCCCGGCGGCAGCAAGCGGCGGCAGGAGGCGGAGGCGGCGGCCCGCAGCAGCGUCUUCGAGCUGCAGGUGGCCGACACCCUGGACGGGGAGAAGCAGCCGCAGCUGAUCGUCAAGGGGGCGCUGGACAGAGAGCAGCGGGACUCCUACGAACUCAGCCUCCGAGUGCGGGAUGGCGGCGACCCGGCACGGUCCUCGCAGGCCAUCCUGAGGGUGCUGAUCACCGACGUGAACGACAACAGCCCCCGCUUUGAGAAGAGCGUCUAUGAGGCUGACCUGGCGGAGAACAGCAGCCCUGGGACCCCGAUCCUGCAGCUGCGAGCCACCGACCUGGACGUGGGAGUGAAUGGGCAGAUCGAGUACGUCUUCGGGGCAGCCACUGAGUCCGUCAGGCGCCUACUGCGGCUGGACGAGACCUCGGGCUGGCUCAGCGUCUUGCACCGCAUCGACCGGGAGGAGGUGAACCAGCUUCGCUUCACUGUCAUGGCCCGAGACCGGGGCCAGCCCCCCAAGACAGACAAGGCCACUGUAGUGCUGAACAUCCGGGAUGAAAAUGACAACGUGCCCACCAUCGACAUCCGGAAAAUCGGGCGCAUCCCGCUCCGGGACGGGGUGGCAAGCGUGGCCGAGGAUGUGCUGGUGGACACCCCCAUUGCCUUGGUGCAGGUGUCAGACCGGGACCAAGGUGAAAAUGGUGUGGUGACCUGCACCGUGGUGGGCGAUGUGCCCUUCCAGCUCAAACCAGCCAGUGAGGGUGAAGGGGAGCCACAGAAUAAGCGCAAGUAUUUCCUCCACACUUCGGCCCCUCUGGAUUAUGAAGCUGUCCGUGACUACAAUGUGGUGAUUGUGGCUGUGGACUCAGGCAGCCCCAGCUUGUCCAGCAACAACUCCCUGCUGGUGCGGGUUGGGGACACUAAUGAUAACCCUCCCAUGUUCAGCCAGGCUGUGCUGGAGGUCUCCUUUCCAGAGAACAACUUGCCUGGUGAGAGGGUGGCCACAGUGGUUGCCACAGAUGCAGACAGUGGCAAGAAUGCUGAGAUCACCUAUUCCUUGGAGGCUUCGCCCCUCUCCUCAGAGGCACCGGGCAGCAUCUUCAGUAUUGACCCUGACUCUGGGGAUGUGUCGGUGCAGGCAGUGCUGGACCGCGAGCAACGUGACACCUACGAAUUUCAGGUGACAGCUCGGGACAAGGGGGUGCCAUCACUGCAGGGCUCCACCACAGUGGUGGUGCGAGUGUCGGACCGCAAUGACAAUGAACCGCGCUUCAUGCAGGAUGUGUUCACCUUCUAUGUGAAAGAAAACCUGCAGCCCAACAGCCCCGUGGGCAUGGUGACUGUGAUGGACUUUGACAAAGGCCGCAAUGCUGAGCUCAGCCUCUCCAUCCAGCCCGGAGAUCACGACCAGGCAGCUGGCAUCUUUUCCAUUGAGAAUGACACCGGAACCAUUUUCUCCACUGUCUCUUUUGACCGUGAGCAGCAGACCAGCUACACCUUUAAGGUGAAGGCAGUGGAUGGGGGUGAGCCACCACGCUCUGCCACAGCCACCGUGUCUCUCUUUGUGAUGGAUGAGAAUGACAAUGCACCCACUGUCACCUUCCCCAGCAACAGCUCCUACACUGUGCUGCCACCCUCCAGCAACAUGCGCACCGUGGUGGCCACAGUAGUCGCCACCGAUGCUGACACCGGUCUCAAUGCUGACCUCAACUACAGCAUUGUUGGGGGUAACCCCUUCAAACUCUUUGAAAUAGACCCGGCCAGUGGUGUGGUGUCACUGGUGGGCAAGUUGGCCCCCAAGCACUACGGCCUGCACCGCCUGGUUGUGCAAGUGAAUGACAGUGGGCAGCCACCCCAGUCCACCACUGCUCUGCUCCACGUCUUUGUCAAUGAGAGCCUGUCCAACGCUACUGUGGUGGAGAGCCAGGUGGCCCGUAGCCUUCACACCCCACUGGCCCAGGACAUUGCUGGUGAUCCCAGCUAUGAGUUGAGCAAGCAGAGGCUUAGCAUAGUCAUUGGUGUGGUGGCUGGCAUCAUGACAGUCAUCCUUCUUAUCCUGGUGGUGGUCAUGGCCCGCUACUGCCGAUCCAAGGGCAAGCAUGGCUAUGAGGCCGGCAAGAAGGACCACGAGGAUUUCUUCACACCUCAGCAGCACGACAAGGCCAAGAAGCCCAAGAAGGACAAGAAAGGCAAGAAGGGCAAGCAGCCCCUCUAUAGCAGCAUUGUUACCGUAGAGGCUUCCAAGCCCAACGGGCAGCGCUAUGACAGCGUCAACGAGAAGCUCUCGGACAGCCCCGGCAUGGGCCGAUAUCGCUCGGUCAAUGGUGGCCCGGGCAGCCCCGACCUGGCCAGGCACUACAAGUCGAGCUCACCGCUGCCCACCGUCCAGCUGCACCCACAGUCCCCCACCGCUGGCAAAAAGCACCAGGCUGUGCAGGACCUGCCCCCAGCCAACACCUUCGUGGGCGCUGGCGACAACAUCUCCAUCGGCUCGGACCAUUGCUCCGAGUACAGCUGCCAGGCCAGCAGCAAGUACAGCAAGCAGGUGGAUACAGUGCAGACUACGCAGCACCCUGGCCACAUUGAGGAAUCAUGUAAAAUGAAUCCGUUUCGUAGAGUGACGUUUUCUGUUGUGAGUCAGCCUCAGGACCCGCAUCAAGGGUCAUUGCAGAGUUGCUAUGACAGCGGUCUGGAGGAGUCAGAAACACCAAGCAGUAAGAGUUCAUCAGGGCCAAGACUGGGUGCCCUUCCACUCCCAGAGGACAACUACGAAAGGACUACGCCGGAUGGCAGUGUUGGUGAGGCAGAGCAUAUGGAAAAUGAUUCACGGCCUCUACCAGAUGUAGCCCUAACAGGGAAGUGCACCCGAGAAUGUGAUGAAUAUGGCCACUCAGACUCCUGCUGGAUGCCAGUCCGUACUUCUCCGGAGAGAAAGCAGAAGAGCCAGCCAAAACUCUCCACUUUCAUGCCUGUAGAUGAACGGGGCAGUCAGGAAAAGCUGGCCAAUGGAGAAGCCUCCCUCAUGGGUGAUCGCAACAGAAACCUCCUUAACAAAAAGUUGACCUCAUCCUAUGAGACCUUCAGCGCAGCUAGUUUCAGCAAAAAUGAAGAAGGCAAUCCAGAGGAUAUCCCCCUUACACAGACAGGGGAAUACAAGCCAUCUCCUGUCAAUACUCUAACUAGAAGAGAAGUUUACCUGUAG
This is a messenger RNA of Pseudopodoces humilis (Tibetan ground-tit), 3828 nucleotides long. The record is from RefSeq and is a predicted model, not a curated record. Lineage: Eukaryota; Metazoa; Chordata; Aves; Passeriformes; Paridae.